CACUAUUAACUUCCAAUACGAAGUUAUUAUAUCAAGUUGUACAUGCAUGGAUCUGUCAUACUUCCAGAUCCAAGUAAAUUCAACUUGUCUGCGGGGGCGUGCUCGAAAAGUCUACAUGCAACGGGGUUACCCCCAUCCUGGAGGGGCACGACAUGUGGAUGAGAUUGUCAACGCGCGCACAUUUGCUUGCCUUCUCCUUUUUCUCUGACUGAAGUGAUACUACCACUGACUGAGAGAACGACUCGGCUGUGAGCUUCAUCAAGGGAGUGCAAGUUCUCCCAUUGGGACCUGGAAACUCUUGCUAAGCACUACCGCCUGCGCCAUGGAGGGGGGCACCAAGAUCAUGCAGUUGCGCGUGAUGAUCUCCCCCAACAAUGCAAGGCGGAUCGACCUUCCCAGUCGCCCUGAGUCUGUCGAGGAGCUUAAGGCAAUACUCCAAAAUCAGUUGGAACUGAGAGAUGGUUUUCGUCUUCAAUAUGAAGAUGCUUUAUUUGGGAAUUCGCUUUGUAAUUUGCACCACAUAAACGAGUUGCCAGACGGAAGAGCAGUGCUAAAAGUCAUUUGGGAUGAUGAAUUAACUUUGGAAAUCAUUCCUGCUCCAUCUGAUGCCGGCUCUCUGUCUUUUGACCCGGGAAGUCCAAGUAGUUCGACCAGUUCCAUCAUGACCUCUCCAAAUACCAGCCAGCACUUAAGAGAUGCAACACACUGGCCCUCUCUCGACACGGCAAGUCCAAGUAGUUCUACCAGUUCCAUCAUGACCUCUCCAAAUACCAGCAAGCACUUAAGAGUUACAACACACUGGCCCUCUUCAUUUGAUGUGCCCAAGUUCUCCAUAGAUGUUGAACUGCGUCUCAAAAAAGCCAACGACAGUUACAGCCAAACUAAAGUCCCCCUGGUCGUGCCAAGAGAUAUGAAAUCUGAAAUCUUAAGCAAACUUGUGCAGGCAUUAUUUGAGAUCAGGCCAUAUCCCUCAAGAGAUGAGGUUGAGACAGCGGUCAUUGCCCUUGUCCAAAAGCACCCAUGCCUCGCCGAAGAGAAACCUAGUUCAGGCUGGGAUGCUUGGCUCUCAAGUCUUUGGUUUAAGGUGGGAAACUACCGCUACAAAUUACGUCAAGCCGGGAUGCCUGAGGUGGCGAUCAAUCGAAAAAGGCAUGGUGAAGACGGUGUGACAAAAUUCAACCUGAAGAAAUCUAGACGAGCAGAGGUCAACUUUGUUCCUGACCAUCCAGAGGGCCAAACGAAAGAAACACUGGAGGAAGAAAGGUUGGAGAUGAUUGAGGAAAUGAAGAAGAAAAAUGUGGAUACUUCUCUUGUCCAACAGAAGAUGCACUCUACGUUUUCACUGCGCCGUAGAGAAAUAGUGGAAGUCCAGCCACUUGUACAAGAAAUUAAAGAACGAUGGCCAGCAAUGUUUCUGACCGAUGAGUACAAUGAAUUAUUAGAAAUGUAG
Molecule: messenger RNA, 1450 nt
Organism: Engraulis encrasicolus (European anchovy)
Lineage: Eukaryota; Metazoa; Chordata; Actinopteri; Clupeiformes; Engraulidae
Exons: 4
Coding region: 323-1450 (375 amino acids)
Source: RefSeq, a predicted model, not a curated record